This is a messenger RNA of Hippocampus comes (tiger tail seahorse), 1174 nucleotides long. Its product is annotated as optic atrophy 3 protein homolog. The record is from RefSeq and is a predicted model, not a curated record. The transcript has 3 exons. Lineage: Eukaryota; Metazoa; Chordata; Actinopteri; Syngnathiformes; Syngnathidae. Bases 239 to 709 code for a protein of 156 amino acids. Gene Ontology annotation, cellular component: mitochondrion. Gene Ontology annotation, biological process: regulation of lipid metabolic process.
CCUCCAGGCGUGAACACACAUCGCUCCAGGUCCGCCCCUGCAGUCCUGCUCUUCCUCCUCCUCCUCCUCCCCUCCCGAUAAAAACGCAAGGAACUCGAGCCAGGUGUUUGAGCCGAAGCAGGCCAGAACAGCGUCAGCUGACGUGCCAGUGCUACGUCUUAUUGGUCACCAGGGUAACCACGUGAUUCACUUUUACCACACGUACCGCCCCUGAAUGUGAACGCACUUCCGCCCCAAGAUGGUCGUCGGCGCCUUCCCAAUCGCCAAGCUCCUUUACCUCGGAGUGAAGCAGUUGAGCAAGCCCGUCGCCAGCCGGAUAAAAGCCGGGGCACGGAGUAGCGAGUUUUUCAAGAAUUACAUCUGCCUGCCGCCGGCCCAGCUGUACCACUGGAUCGAGAUGAGAACCAAGAUGCGCAUCAUGGGUUUCCGUGGGGCCAACAUUAAGCCACUGAACGAGGACGCGGCUGCUGAGCUGGGUGCCGAGCUGCUCGGCGAGACGAUUAUCUUCCUCGUGGGCGGCGGGUGCAUGGUGUUGGAAUACACCAGGCAGGCGGCUAACUCGCGUCGCAAGGAGGACGAGCUCAACCAAACGCUCACCAGCCUACAGACUCAAGUAGCCGAGCUGACAUUCACCACAGAGACGCUAAGUGCUCAGCUGAGAGAGGUGAACAGGCAGCUGGUUUCCUUUCCUACCCCCACUAAAAAGUGAUGUGUUUUUGUAAAAGUGGUACGCAAAGGGACAUGAGAACACACGACUGCAACAUGUAAAGCCUGAAGCUUCUACUUCACUGUCACCCCCUCAAGGAGGAAGAAGUGGACAUAACAUCAGGGAGCUGCAUUUUGUAAUCUACGUGUUCAGAGCAACUAUGUAUGCAAAUCAGGGGAUUGCUAUGAUAUUCAUAGUGUAUUUUCUGUGGCUGAUAUUGCAUGCUCAUUACAAAGUGAAAUGACUGGGUAGAGACUUGCAUCAACAAAUUCAAAACAGAAUAUUUCUGAUAACGGCAACCUAUUUGAUAUUUCAUAACUUGGGAGAGGCUUGGUUUAUGAUUAACAUAACUCUCCCAAGUAAUAGAAAAAAGGUCUCAGUCAAUAUCACUGUGAAUCACUUUGCUGGUUUAUGUACAACUGAUAUAAUGAAUGAAUAAUAUUGUAAAAUAAAUACUAUAAUAGAAUU